Messenger RNA from Dunckerocampus dactyliophorus (ringed pipefish), 3043 nucleotides. Its product is annotated as collagen alpha-3(VI) chain-like. Lineage: Eukaryota; Metazoa; Chordata; Actinopteri; Syngnathiformes; Syngnathidae. The transcript is spliced from 5 exons. Bases 161 to 2734 code for a protein of 857 amino acids. The record is from RefSeq and is a predicted model, not a curated record.
GGCAGCGCUGCAGUUUGUGAGACACAGUGUCUUCACUUCCUCCUCUGGCAGUAGAAGACUGGAAGGUGUGCCCCAAAUUCUAAUUCUUCUCACUACCAAACCAUCCACUGAUGACGUGAAAAGCCCAGCUCUUGCUCUAAAAGAGCAUGAAAUUGUGUCGAUGGGGAUUGGAUUGGGAGAUGCUGAUUUUUCAGACUUGGAAAUCAUUUCAUUCAAACCUGGUUUCAUAAACAAGGUCACUAAUGUCUCGAUGUUGACAACAAUCCAAUCAAAACUUGUUGACAUGCUGAACGUAAAGAAGGUCACAGAAGAAUCCACGACAGGACUAUCUGAUUUUAUAGUGGAACAAGAGUCCCUACAAAGAGACAUUGUCUUUCUGGUAGAUGGUUCAGAUGAAACUUUAAGCGGAUUUCCAGCAAUUAAAAGUUUUAUCAAACACGUGAUAAAAACACUCACUGUUGGUGAGAACAGAGACCGAGUUGCUGUCGUCCAAUAUAGUGGAGAUCCACAGACGCAUUUUAGUUUCAACACCUACAAAGAUUCACAAGAUGUUCUGACUACUGUCCAGCAGUUACAACAUAAAGGAGGUGGGCCCCUCAACACCGGGGCAGCUCUUGAAUAUGUGAGAACCAAUGCUUUCACUGACUCCACUGGGAGCCGGCGCAGAGAAGGCGUACCUCAGAUAUUAAUUCUUUUGAAUGGAGGGAGAUCUCAAGAUGAUGUUGCAAGUGCUGCUGCAGCUCUUAAAGAGGACAACGUUUUCACCUUCUGUGUAGGAACCAAAAACUCUGAUAUACUUGAGCUACAAACUAUUGCACAAAUACCUUCCUAUGCCUUUGGUCUGCGUAAUUUUGAAGAUAUUGGAAGAAUCCAUCAGCAACUUGUUUCAUUUGUAAAAAGAGUGCCUAGGCAGCCCAGAUCAAAGCCUCUGACUGUAUUAGAUUCCAUCAGUCGGGACAUUGUAUUUUUGCUUGACGGAUCCAAUGAGUCAAAACCAACUUUCAACGAUAUGAAAGACUUUGUACUCGGGAUAGUGGCAGAACUUCACAUCAACACAAACAAAGAUCAUGUGGCUGUGGCUCAGUACAGCAACACGGCACAGAUUCACUUUGACUUGGGUCGUUUUUCCACAGCAGACAUGGUUGUUGAUGCAAUAAGAGGUCUAAGUCACAAAGGAGGGUCACCAAACAACAUUGGAGCAGCCCUCCAGUAUGUGAGAGAGUACAUCUUUACUCCUGACACAGGAAGUAGACGUCUUGAGGAUGUCCCACAAAUACUUUUUGUUCUAAGCAAUGAAAGAUCUGCAGAUGACAUAAGAGCUCCUGUAACGAAGCUGAAAGAGAUCGGUGUGAUAAUAAUUGCCAUUGGAACAGCCAAUGCUGAUACCCUAGAGUUGCAGACAAUGUCGCACAAUGCCAAAUAUGCACUUUCUGUAAUUAAUUACAAGGAUCUCCCAACUGCCAAGGAGGGUGUGUUGUCACUACUUAAAGAAGCUCCCCACCAUUUAGAGCAAUCUUCCCCAAUGGAGAGUUUUGAUUCAAGGAAAAACGAUGUUGUUUUUCUGAUUGAUGGAUCAUAUGACUCUCGAAAUGGCUUUGAAGCGAUACGACAAUUUAUUGAAAACAUGGCUGAAAAUUUGAAUCUGGAUGAAAACAGAGACCAAGUGGCUGUCGUUCAAUACAGCCGCAAUUCCACAGUCAAUUUCUACUUAAAUUCUUAUUCAUGGAAGACUGAUGUGAUCAAUUCCAUCCGAACAAUGAGACAUAAGUAUGGAAGACACCUCAACCUAGGCAAAGCACUGGAGUUUGUCAGAGACAAUGUCUUUGCAGCUUCAGUUGGAGGUCGCCGUGAAAAUCUGGUUCCUCAGUAUCUGUUUGUUUUUAGUGGAGGCAGAUCAAGGGAUGAUGUGAGAGGACCAGCACAGUCUCUUAAAACAAAUGGAAUAAAGACUUUCACUAUUGGAACAAAGAAUGCUGAUACAUUGGAAAUGCAAAACAUCUCUUUUACACCAUCACAUUAUUUUUCUGUUACAAGUUUUACACAUUUGCCAAGUAUACACCAAUCUCUGAAAGCCAUCUUGAAGGAUGUUGAAGAAACAACUGGAUAUACAUCUGCAGUUGGUACUUCAACAAUUACAAAAUUAGACCUUCAUGGUCCUGCUGAUGUUGUUUUUCUCAUUGCUGGCUCUGUUGAUAUGCAAGCAAAAGAAGGACCCGUUUUGAAUUUUGUGAGGGAGUUUGUUAACGAAAUAGAAGUUGGGCCAAGCAAUGUACAAGUUGCUUUCAUUCAGUACAACACAGAGGUUACAACUGACUUUUUGUUGAACACAUAUGCAAAAAAAGAUGAUUUAAUAACCCAUUUGAACAAUGUAAAACUGAAGGGAGGUGCCACUGUGAAUACCGGGGUUGCACUUGAUUAUGUUAAAAAUAAUGUGUUCACUGCAUCAUCAGGAAGCAGAGCCCAGAAGGGAAUCCCACAGUCAUUGAUUGUCUUGAGUGGGUCAAAGUCAGAAGAUAAUGUCUCAGACUCAGUAAAGAGACUUAAAGAUGCUGGCAUUGUCCUUUAUAGCAUUGGAAUGCAUGACACAAAUCAGCAAGAGAUGGAGAAAAUAGCACAUAGUGCUGAAACAAAAUAUUUCAUCAAAGAGAUUUCUGACUUUCCUCUUGUGACUCAACGUUUACUCUCAGCAGUACUAUCUCGCAAAGGCACAAUCAAUCCUGCUGUAGGUAAGUAAAAUUUUAAUUAAUCAUUAUCCCUGUAGGUAAUAUAAGAAUAUAUAAUAUAAUAAUAUAAUUCAGUACGUGACUGUGGUAAUUCAAGCCUUGAAAUGGUUACAGGAAAUAGCAUGACAUGUUGGCUGGUAUUUGAGUGUAUCGGAAGUUGGUGGGGUGGUGGGAUGGUAGUCCGUGUCAUAUAGUAAGAGUGGGAAAACAGUCUCGAGCCCACGUUAGCAGAGAGGAUGGUAGACCUUGAGGUCAGCGCAAAUCACGUCACUUUCACUCGGGAGAAGGUGGCACACGGAGCUAAUAUAUCCCAUAUUUUG